Hibiscus syriacus is the source of this 582-nucleotide messenger RNA. Its product is annotated as guanine nucleotide-binding protein subunit gamma 1-like. The record is from RefSeq and is a predicted model, not a curated record. Bases 194 to 505 code for a protein of 103 amino acids. NCBI's taxonomy places the organism in Eukaryota, Viridiplantae, Streptophyta, Magnoliopsida, Malvales, Malvaceae. Gene Ontology annotation, biological process: G protein-coupled receptor signaling pathway. The transcript has 4 exons.
AAGCUUCAACCAAAAUAUCAAAGCUUUGUACGAACAGCUCUAGAUCUGCAGGGGUCUAAAAGUGUUGGAUGCUUGUUAAAAUUCAAAUUUCGAAAAUAAAUUAAAAAUGGAGCAAUGGAAAACAAAUGUACUGUGAUCUCGAACGAGCGACUGGCAUUCAUCUUUUUUCAAGUGGCCAGGCGAGCGCGAUGCGAUGGACUCCGAAACGGCUUCGUCCGCAGAUGAACAUCAAGCGUUUGGUUCAGCAGCAGCUGAUACCAGAGGCAAACAUCGGAUUCUUGCUGAACUCAAGCGUGUCCAACAAGAAUCCAAGUUCCUUGAGGAAGAGGUGGAAGAGCUUGAUAGAACAGAUAAUGUUUCAACAUUGUGUGAAGAUAUGCUGCUUCGUACGGUGAACAGACCAGAUCCACUCCUUCCAUUAACAAAUGGUCCUAUAAACCCAUCGUGGGAUAGAUGGUUCGAAGGGCCACAAGACUUGCCAGGUUGCCGAUGCUGGAUGCUCUGAUCUGAUACAAUCUAACAUGUGUUGACAACAUAUGCCACAUGCUAACAUGUGACUGCUCAAUUGUUAACAAAUAUUCA